Tupaia belangeri chinensis (Chinese tree shrew) is the source of this 1276-nucleotide messenger RNA. RefSeq names its product PEAK family member 3 (gene PEAK3). Gene Ontology annotation, cellular component: actin cytoskeleton; focal adhesion. The transcript has 6 exons. The record is from RefSeq and is a predicted model, not a curated record. Gene Ontology annotation, biological process: protein phosphorylation. NCBI's taxonomy places the organism in Eukaryota, Metazoa, Chordata, Mammalia, Scandentia, Tupaiidae. Gene Ontology annotation, molecular function: protein kinase activity. The coding region runs from base 158 to 1276 and encodes 372 amino acids.
CUUCGCCAGGUCGGGCAGCUGCUGUAGCCAGGAGGGUCUAGGGGCUGGGUAUCAGGGCCACUGCCAGUCCCACUUGUCCCCCGCAGGCCUGUCCUCUGGGCUGGACAUUUCGUCCCUGUUUUGAGCAUGCACUGAGACCUGCCGAGUGGCCUGAAAGAUGGAUCGGUGGUGUUCCUCUCACGGCAUGGGCAGCCUUGAGCCGCCCUCGGAGAGCCCAGAGCCCGACGGCCCCACCGGGCGGACCCAGCCUACCUACAUCAACCUCGGUGAGGUCCGUGCCCACCUGCUGCCCUCCAAGGCCGGCCGCCCCCGGACCCCUGGGUCCCCCUCCGCCACCCCGCAGCCCCUGCCCCCACCCCUGCCCAAGAAGACCCUAACCCGGACCCAGUCUCUGCCCAACCGCGGGGCGCCCAGCCCCAGCGCCGGCCGAGGAGGGCAGACUCGGAGGCCCCUCGUGGGGUCCCUCAGUGUGGACGAGAGCCAAGCAGAGGCAGGGCCCACCUGCGCCCCAGCCAGGCUGGCCCUGGAGCUCGACGCCGAGCUGGGCCUCCGACUGCAUGACCUGCAUAGCCCAGAGGCCCUACAUGCCGCACUGGCUGCCCGGCAGCUGGAGGGGCUCCGCGCCAUCCACGCCCGGCUCCGUGCCCGGUUCCUGGGUGGCCGCCCGGGCCCCUGCCUCCCCGGCCACGGCUUCCGCCUCCUGGACAGCGCGCCCUGCGUGGAGAGCGGGGAUGCCUUCUACUACCGCGUGGUGCGCGUGGACGAGGAGGCGUGGCACAUCCUGGCGGCCAAGGUGCCCAAGUCAGGAUCCGAGGUGCCUGACCCGUGGGGCCUGGAGCUGCAGGCCUCGCUGCCCCCGCACUUCAACCUGCAGGGCCUGUGCGGCCCUUUACCCGAGGGUGCGCUGCCCGCGGAGCCCUGGAGAGGCCCUGCCGCGCUGGCGACGGAGGUGCCGGAGCGCACAGUGGCGCAGUGGCUGGCAGAGGCCGGGGCGGUCCGCGCGCAGCGGCCGGCGGAGUUCGCGUGGGCAGCGGCGCUGCUGCUGCUAGGCAGGGCCCGCCGGUGCCCGCCGGAACAAACGCCCAUAGCGCUCCGGAUCCUCUCGAUGCGGGCCGCCGGAACCCUGGCCCUGGGGCGCCCCCUCGUGCUGAGAAGGGUCAGUGACCCGAGCGUCAACAACGCCCCUAGUGCUGGGGCAGGGCUGCCGUGUGGCCAGCAGGUGGCACCACAGCCCCAAGGGCUGGACCACUGGGGGAUGGGGCAGCCAGAAGUGUGA